Molecule: messenger RNA, 2477 nt
Organism: Fopius arisanus
Lineage: Eukaryota; Metazoa; Arthropoda; Insecta; Hymenoptera; Braconidae
Exons: 5
Coding region: 314-1042 (242 amino acids)
Cellular component (GO): membrane
Source: RefSeq, a predicted model, not a curated record
ACGAGUUGAUACAUGGCCCAUUGAGUCUCAGUGACAUUCGAAGUUCUACGCCAGAUCAUUUUUUUUUUUUCGAGAAGAAGAGACGGUGUAGUGUCUGCGAGGCAAAAGCAGAAUGUGACUCGACGUGAGUGAUAAACAAUCUUUGCAGUUCAGAAGCGAAUAUCUCCUGGAAAUAUAUCUCCAAUUGUCAGUAGAUGUUCAUAAACUGUAAGAGCUCUCCAUUAAUUUUCUGGUGAUUUUCAAAUGAUUCCGUGAAGUGGAGACUGCCGUCUGUAAUAAUAGUGUGAAAAUAGCGUUUAUUUAUAAGUCCACGAUGGCUCUCGGCAGCAAAUGCCUGUGGUACAUGAUGCUGGGAUGUUUCAUUGUACUUGGAAUGUCAGGAGUCGUUGUCUGUGCAGCAGCUAGUUUCUUCACUUAUCAGUUCCAGGAAUACAGUUAUCACGAAAUCGAUGUUCAAAAUGUCAUCGUAUCACCGGUAGUUUUAAUCACCUUUGGGUUACUUACCUGCCCAUUGGCUGGUUACUUUUGGUGGGUCGUCGAUCGCAAAUAUAAUCGCUCACAAUUUUUCUUGUUCACGUUUUCGGUAGUUGUUCUAUCGAGCGUAGAGUCAUUUGCUGGUGUCCUAGCGAUGGUAAAACACCAUGAGUUGAACACGAUGUUAUCAACAAGCCUGGAGGACUCUUUAAAGUCCUCGCCACGUUUUCCACCUCCAGACCCGACAUUUAAUCAUACGGAAAUAAAGGUGAAUUGUUGCACCUCUCAGGAGAUUUCACAGGGUGAAAUUACGCUGUGGCUCUGCUGCGACUUUGAGAGACACGAAAAUACAACGAGAAUCAGCUGCGAGGAAGUUUAUGGCACUGAGUGUAGGCACUUGACAAUCAAUCGAUAUCAAUCGAUUUUGAUUCACGUUUUUUUGCUGGCAUUGAGCUCCGUGACGUUCCAGAUUCUGGUGAUUCUGAUAUUUCUAUUCUACACGAGACUGAGGAGGAAGCAGAAAAAAAAUAGAAGAAUUUUAUUCCAUCGACAAACAUCAGUGACUUAAUCAAGUUUGCAACCUUUUAAAAGUGAAAGACUCAAUAUUGCAUUGAUUAACAAAUAAAUGAAUCGCGCGUGAAUCAUCGUAACAACAUAUAAUUUGUUAAUGACGCCACAGGGGAAUUCCUCGGAAAGACUAAUCUACGUUAUGAACUCAAUGACACAACUAUUACUCAUCCAAUAAAACUCGGAAUAAAAAAUUCCAUUCAGUCUAUUGGAAAAGAUGUUACAAAAUAAUUCUGUUUAUUUCAUCUGCCAUCUUCACUUUCAAAUGAUUCUAAAAAGAAUUAGUAAUAGAACUCUAGGCUCAUUACAAGAUCAUAUUUAUCAACAAGAUAUUUAACAAUGCAUUGAAUUAAUUAGUAUGGUAAUAUACCGCCGAUAGCUGAAAUGAUUAUUCAUGGAAAGCGUUGGAAGAUUUUUUUUCAAUUUUAUUACAACUAUCGAAUGGCCUCAAAGUGUCUUUUUCAUAUUGAGGAGCGCAUCUAGUGUGGAACUAUAAAAAUUUUUUUUUUAUACUUCCAUCGUCUAUAUCUUUAUAUAUAAUAUAUUAAAAUAUCAAGGGCGUAUGUCACGUUGUUUUUUUAUGCAGCUUAACAUCAAUAUUAAUAUCUAUAACAAUGACAUCAAUCUUUUAAUCAUAUUAUUUGAGAAUAAAAAUUCUUUUUUCUUAAAACUAGAUUUUUCAAAUUUCUUUUCAAAAUCUUCUUUUUAGUUUUUCGAUGGUAUGCAAACUGUAAUUUUACCAUGAUUAAAAAACUAUCAGAUUUUUAAACAAAAUGAUAAUUUUUUUGUUAAGAUUGCCGGUUCCUUGAAUUUCAAUUUUUUUUUCACAAUUCUGGGUCAUGCAUACACAACACCUACUUCAUCAAUUUCUUUUUUUUAUAUAUAUAUAUUAGGCCCUGCAAAGGAGAAAACAUAAUUUUUUUUUAAAAGUUUAUUAUGUAUUCAUUAUUCACGAACAAAUAUAUAGUGAAAAUGAAAAAACAUGUGAUUUUUGUUUGAAAAUUUUUCAAAAAUCAUUUUUUUUAGGCAGUCUCAAUAGGUGGGCUCUUUAAAGUAGUUUAUGAUUGAUUAAAAAACGAUGUUCUGGGUAAAUUCGGAGAUAUCUCUUUUUUAAUUAUUUGUACAAGAUAAAGCGAAGGUAAGAGUCACACCCGUGAGGUAUCGUGGUGGGGUUUUAUGUGGACUUUCCUAAAGGACUCAAAGACCUCGACAGUACAAUUUGCACUGUGAGGAGUGCCACAUCGUGUGAUUCCAGCGAUAAACGUAUUUCAAAAAAUUUUUAUUUAUUCGUAAAUAAACCCUAUUAAUAUUUAUACAGUGAAUUAAUACAAAUUCAUAAUGAAUUGUGGAUACAGUUGUAUGAAAUAUCUUCUCUUUAUUUUCAACUUGAUUUUUGUGGUAAGUAAUGGAAACACUUUCUGUCGAAUCUGAAUAAA